UGCUCCAAUAAAUAUCCCAACGCCUCACUGUUUCGAUUCUUUUGUUUAUUUCUUUGAUCCUUUUGUUGGAAAAAUGAUACUAUUGAGUCUUGACCCGUGAGGACGCUUAGACCGUAUUUCCAUUGCUUUCUUCUUCCUCGACGCCUCUCCGGCGAUGACUUGUCUUCGAGUUCUAGGUCGAUCUUGCCUCAUAUUCUCUCCGAGUUGAUCGGAGGCUUUAGGGUUUUGUCCUUCUCGCCGUCUUUGAUUGGUUAAUUUCUAUCUCUUUCCCGCAUUACCUUUCUCCUGGAGGAGAGAAUAAUGUCGGGCACGGAGAUCAGCGUGCUGUUUGAGAAGUCCAAGGAGCUUGACCAGCUGAGGAAGGAUCUGGAGGAAGAUAUACUGGAGAUCAACAAACUUCACAAGAAACUCCAAGCCUGUAAGUACCAUUUAGCUCCAGAUAUUAUUGAGAAGUCCGGGGAUUCCAUUUUACAAAGGCUUCGCUCGUUAUAUGUUCAUGCGAAAGAACUCUCAGAGAAUGAAAUGAGUGUUUCAACCACAUUGAUGGCUCAGCUGGAUGCAUUGCUACAAUCAGGGCUUUCUGCCGCACAAAGGAAGAAGAUAGAGGUUAGCGAGCAGAAGAAGAAAAGGAUUAAAACAGAUUCAGAUAUUUCUAGAUUUCCUAACGCUACUUCUAUGAGGAACCAGCUUGAGUAUUGGGCCAGUUUGAAGGGAGAGCAGGUAGCUGCAAGAGUGACUCCUGAUGAUGCCGAAAAAGAUGAAUGGUUUGUUGUCAAAGUAAUUCAUUUUGAUAAGGAAGCAAAAGAAUUUGAUGUUCUUGAUGAGGAUCCCGGUGAUGAUGAGGAAAGCAUUCAGAAAAAGUACAAGUUGCCUUUGUCCCGCAUCAUUCCUUUUCCAAAGAAAGGUGAUCCAUCCAAUGCACCGGAUUUUCCUCCAGGCAAGCAUGUUUUGGCAGUCUAUCCAGGCACCACAGCUUUGUAUAAAGCAACUGUUGUGAAUACUCAUCGCAAGAGGAAAGCUGAUGACUAUUCACUUGAAUUUGAUGAUGACGAAGAAGAUGGCUCCUUGCCUCAAAGGAGUGUGCCAUUUUAUAGAGUCGUGACUCUACCAGAUGGUCAUCGUCAGUGAGGCAGCGGCGACUAUUUAUUGUAUGUAUAAUGAUUCAUUUAUUAAGACGUGGGAUGGCACUAAAUGAAGAUGGCCAUAAGAAGGGAUAUAGUCUUAUCUUUUCUUGGUAUCAUUAAUCCCACUUUUAUAUAUGUACUAGUUAUCACUUGAUGAGGUCAUUUCUUAACUAAAUGAAAAUUAUUUUUUGUUUUCA
Dendrobium catenatum is the source of this 1321-nucleotide messenger RNA. RefSeq names its product SAGA-associated factor 29 homolog B. Bases 301 to 1128 code for a protein of 275 amino acids. Gene Ontology annotation, cellular component: SAGA complex. The transcript has 9 exons. Lineage: Eukaryota; Viridiplantae; Streptophyta; Magnoliopsida; Asparagales; Orchidaceae. The record is from RefSeq and is a predicted model, not a curated record.